Messenger RNA from Oncorhynchus keta (chum salmon), 2898 nucleotides. RefSeq names its product arginine--tRNA ligase, cytoplasmic-like. NCBI's taxonomy places the organism in Eukaryota, Metazoa, Chordata, Actinopteri, Salmoniformes, Salmonidae. Gene Ontology annotation, biological process: arginyl-tRNA aminoacylation. Gene Ontology annotation, molecular function: arginine-tRNA ligase activity; ATP binding. The record is from RefSeq and is a predicted model, not a curated record. The transcript has 15 exons. Bases 125 to 2107 code for a protein of 660 amino acids. Gene Ontology annotation, cellular component: cytoplasm.
UGGAAUUUCCGACAUUUAACUUCAAUGCCUCUUCCUCAUCUCAGCCGGGUUCAACUCGCAUUCAAAAGAAAGUCAUUUAGCAACAGAAGCAAACGCUAAUUUACUGUUCUAUACUUUACUGAAAAUGGGAGAUCCUGUGGCUGGUUAUACGUCCCGAAUUCAACAGCAGGAGCUGGAGAUCCAUUCCCUGACUGCAGAGCUCGAGAGCCUGAAGAACCCACAGGGCCUGGGUUUGUCCUCGCACCUGGAUGGGCUGAGAGAGGAGAAUGCCAAGCUCAAAUACCGCCUCAACGUCCUCAAAAGGAGUCUGCAGGAGGAGAGGAGCCAGUGUAGUAAAACCAUGAUGAACAUCAACCAGCGCCUGCAGGAGAUCUUUGGGGAGGCCAUCCGGGAGGCCUGUCCCGACCUGGAGAACCCUCCCCUGGCCGUCACCCCCAACCAGCAGGCCAAGUUUGGGGACUACCAGUGUAACAGCGCUAUGGCCAUGGCCCAGAUGAUGAAAUCAAAGGGCCUGAAAGUGAACCCCAGGCAGAUCGCUGAGAAUAUUCAGCAGAACAUUCCUGACAAUGAGCUCAUUGAGAAGACAGAAAUAGCCGGACCAGGGUUCAUCAAUGUUCACCUUAAGAGAUCAUUUGUGUCCAAACUGCUGACCAACCUGCUACUCAACGGUGUCCAACCUCCUCCCUUAGAGAGCAAGAAGAAGGUGGUUGUGGACUUCUCAUCUCCUAACAUCGCCAAGGAGAUGCAUGUAGGUCACCUGCGCUCCACAAUCAUUGGGGACAGCAUGUGUCGUCUCUUUGAGUUCCUGGGCUACGACGUCUUGAGGCUGAAUCACGUAGGGGACUGGGGUACCCAGUUUGGGAUGCUCAUCGCUCACCUGCAAGACAAGUUCCCAAACUACCUGACCGUAUCCCCUCCUAUCGGAGACCUGCAGGCCUUCUACAAAGAGUCUAAGAAGCGUUUUGACGAGGAGGAGGACUUUAAGAAGAGGGCCUACCAGUGUGUGGUCAAGCUGCAGAGCAAAGACCCAGCUUUCAUCAAAGGAUGGAACCUCAUCUGUGACGUUUCCAGGAAUGAAUUCCAGAAGGUCUAUAACUGUCUGGACAUCCAGAUCAUCGAGAGAGGAGAGUCCUUCUACCAGGAGAAGAUGACCACCGUGGUCAAAGAGUUUGAAGCCAAAGGCCUGGUGGAGAUGGAUGAGGGCCGUAAGAUAGUGUUUGCCCCGGGCCAGCAGAUCCCCCUGACGGUGGUGAAGUCUGAUGGUGGCUACACCUACGACACAUCAGACCUGGCCGCACUGCGCCACCGGCUCUUUGACGAGAAGGCAGACAUCAUCAUCUACGUGACGGACAGCGGCCAGGGCACCCACUUCCAGGUAGUGUUUGCAGCGGCUCAGAUGAUUGGCUGGUACGACCCCAAUGUGACACGAGUGGAGCACGCUGGUUUUGGAGUGGUGCUGGGAGAGGACAAAAAGAAGUUUAAGACUCGCUCCGGGGACACGGUGAGGCUGAUGGAUCUGCUGGAUGAAGGCCUGAAGAGGUCCAUGGAAAAACUCAAGGAGAAGGACAGGGACAAGGUUCUGAGCACGGAGGAUCUGACAAAGGCCCAGCGCUCGGUGGCGUUCGGCUGCAUCAAGUAUGCCGACCUGUCUCACAACCGCAUCAACGACUACGUGUUCUCCUUCGACAAGAUGCUGGAUGACCGGGGCAACACGGCCGCCUACCUCCUCUACGCCUUCACCCGCAUCAGGUCCAUAGCCCGGUUGGCUAACAUCGACGAGGCAGUGCUCCGUAAAGCAGCAGAGACCACGGAGGUGCUCUUGGAGCACGACAAGGAGUGGAAGUUGGGCAAGUGUCUCCUGCGCUUCCCUGAGAUCCUGCAGAAGAUCCUGGAUGACCUGCUGCUCCACACGCUGUGUGACUACCUGUAUGAGCUGGCCACGACCUUCACAGAGUUCUACGACAGCUGUUACUGUAUCGAGAAGGACCGCCAGACAGGUGAGGUGGUAAAGGUCAACAUGUGGAGGAUGCUCCUGUGUGAUGCCACUGCCGCCAUCAUGGCCAAAGGCUUCGACAUCCUGGGCAUCAACCCUGUCUCCAGGAUGUGACCUCAUCACAGUGACAUCACAAUGCCCUCCUCCCAUCUCCUCGGACAACAGAAAAAAAGAGCCUCUUCAACCCAUUAACGUCACCUGGGAUCUUACUGUAUACCAAAUAAAAUAAAAAUUACUGCUUGUAAAAAAAAAAAAAAAAAAAAGGAUCUGGCACCCUGCUCAUCAUUCUCCAUUUAAAUGUCAGAAUACCUACCAAGAGAUUGAGGAAUGUCUGGAGAGGCUGCCAAAACAGCAAUACUGACUUAGGCUACAGCUCAAUUGUUGCACAGGGGAUUCGAGAUGUAUGUGUUAGACAUUGACCUUUGUUUAUUGCAGCCGAUCCUGACCCGGCCAAAUAAUACAGUAUUUCAGAUGAAAGACGUUGGUCGGUCGCGAAGGAAGCAUAAGUAGCUUAACAUGUAUCCUUUCUUGCAGUGUGGACAGCCAAAAUAAUAUGCUCUAUUUAACCAACAGUGGGAAGGUUUUCUGUCAUCUUAGUCCAGCUACCCCAUCUGUCAUCUGACUUGAAACCCAUAUACAUAUUUGUAACCCAUGCACCUGUGAUAUUGGUCACUUUGAGGACAGCCAAGUGCAGUAGACCUUCCUGUCCUGAAAAAGAUUGAAUCAAGUGUUUUAACCAUAUUGUAGACUUUUCAAAAUAUUUUCAUAUCAAUAGGCAAUUAUUGCUCCCAUUUUAUAUAUAUUUUUGAAAAUGUAAUGAAAUUGCAAUGGUUUUCAAAAUCAUUUGAAUUGUAUUGAUGCAAUUACAUUUAAUCUGCGGUUUUAUUAAAGCCUCCCUCACAGCC